AUGGCAGAUCCUCUCAGCCCUGUGGCGGCACCGCCGCCAACGUCGUCGACGCCAUACUGGAAGGCCCACUUCCCACGUUUCUACAACGGCCUCAUCGUGAUCGCAUCGAUGACCAUCGUGCUCAUGGCCUACAGUAUCAUUAUAAUAGGGUGGUACUGCCAAAACCAACGUGACCGUUGGAGGUUUGAUUGGUCCCAUGGACAGGCAGGCCAUGGGGUCGAUAGUACCAUCAGGGAAUUGAUUCCCAUGUCCCAGUACCGGAAGGAGGAGACUGAAAUGCAAGCUUCGGACAAUGAGUGCUCAGUGUGCUUGUCAGUCUUCAUGGAGGGUGAAGAAAUCCGGCAGCUUCCCGAGUGCAAGCACUACUUCCAUGUUGAUUGUAUAGACAUGUGGCUCUACUCUCACUCCAAUUGCCCACUUUGCCGGGCCAAUUUAGUUGGUCUGCCUUAUCGUCAGCGGGACUUAGCAGAAGAGGAUUCCCGACAGGGCUUACUCUAUGUCGCCGGCAUGGCUUGAAUGUUUCUGAGUUUGUUUCUGCUCUAUUAAGUCUUCAGUCUUCAUUUUGUUGUUUUGAGUUUGUUCAUGAUCUCACAGUAGCAGAGAGAAUUAUUGUAAUUUUGAAAUGAGAGCUGAUCACUUA
This is a messenger RNA of Magnolia sinica, 640 nucleotides long. RefSeq names its product RING-H2 finger protein ATL1-like. Gene Ontology annotation, biological process: protein ubiquitination. The record is from RefSeq and is a predicted model, not a curated record. The coding region runs from base 1 to 516 and encodes 171 amino acids. NCBI's taxonomy places the organism in Eukaryota, Viridiplantae, Streptophyta, Magnoliopsida, Magnoliales, Magnoliaceae. The transcript has a single exon.